This is a messenger RNA of Haliotis rufescens (red abalone), 1336 nucleotides long. Its product is annotated as cell wall protein DAN4-like. The transcript is spliced from 7 exons. Lineage: Eukaryota; Metazoa; Mollusca; Gastropoda; Lepetellida; Haliotidae. The record is from RefSeq and is a predicted model, not a curated record. The coding region runs from base 49 to 1278 and encodes 409 amino acids.
UCCCUCCUGUUUGAACGCCAGAGCCUUGACAGCUCCACACACAGCAGAAUGAAUUGCCUUCCCAUACUAGUCUGCCUAUCACUGGCAGUGAUGGUGAGUUGCGAAUAUCUCUCCAUUAAGUAUCAGACAGAGAAUUAUGAAAGUGCUUUAAAGGCUGAAAGUCAAUCUACACUGCGACACUUCAGGCCCCGCUACAGCUACGUCGACUACUCGGGAGACUGCUGCCGUAACGGUAACAACAACUGUGGAUGGGCUCGAUAUUAUGCUUCCUCCUACUAUGGAUCCCGUUACUCCAGGAGAGGCUGCUACUAUUAUAAACCACAAAGCUCUGUAGUAUACUGCGGAUGUGUGGGACAACAACAAUGUUCUCCAACAACUGUUGCCGCUACAACCACUACUACAACAGCUGCUCCCACUACUACAACAGCUGCUCCAACUACUACAACAGCUGCACCCACUACCACUACCACUACCACUACCACUACCACUACCACUACCACAACUACUACUGCAGCUCCAACAACAACAGCCACAACACGAUUUUGUCCAGCUGAGGCCUCAACCGCCCCAACCGCCACCACGAGGCUACUGAACGGCCUUGCUAUCGCUGGAUGCGAUGAGUUCCCAGGGCUUGUGGCCAUCCAAAUCGGUGGAGCAACUGUAUGCACUGGAGUCGUCACCAGUGGCACGACCCUGUCUAUACCCAGCAACUGUGCUGCUUUUGCAAACGGAGCAGAUGUUGUGGCUCAGGAUGGAACCGUUAUCGCAACAGGCAUCACAGCAACCGCAGGAGGAGUAGGUGGCCCUGUUGAAGUGACCUUACCUACAGCAGUGACGUCAAACAGCUGCCCCGGCAUCGCCUGUGUCUAUUCCAGCACUAUGGCAAGCGACAUCCUCCUGGAUACCUGCAAGGUUGCUGCUGCAGGAUUCUCUGAUAAUGCCGGUACUUCAACUCCUGCCUUCGAGUACCUGGAUAUCCCCAGUCUGCAGCCAACCGACACGUGUCAAGCACUUCUUUCAGCCAGCCCCACUUCCGCUGUCUUUGACUUCACGAACACUGCCAUCACAUAUAACUGCUUCAUCAGUCCCAGUGGCUCUACAUGUGCGGGCGACUUCGGUGGACCAAUAUCUUGCAGCCUAACGACUGGAGAACAGGUGGUUAUUGGGCAGAUCGAGAAUGGUGACUGCACGGCCGGUUCUGCUGUAGGAUUCUACAACCUUGAAGCAGCGAGUGUUCGUGUGCUUGCAACAAGAAAGGACCAAAUCCAGCUCGGAUAAAAAUAUUGUUUUAUCAAUUUGUCUGGUAUUCCAUGUUGAAUAAACAGCUGAACAUUUA